AUUCACUACCGUCAGCCUACCACCCGUUCCCGAUCCAGGAACCAGCCCAUCCACCCCCGCCAACAUGACAACCCGCCGAAUCGUCAGCAACGAGAAAACCUACCUCGACGCCGACAGCAAAGGCGCCUCGGAGCCAUCGAACAUCACGCCGGCCGUGCCCGCAUCGGUCAUCUGGAAGCUGCUAAGCUUCACAUUCGCCAUGAUCACACUGCCAAUUGGUAGUUAUUUCUUCACGCUGAAAUACGUCUUCAACGGCAACUCCACAUAUGCAGGUGCACUGGCGGCCGUUAUGGCGAACGUGGUCCUGAUUGCCUACGUCGUCGUGGCCAUGAAGGAGGACCAGUCGGAGCGGCUGGAGGAAGAAGAGCGAAGCAAGAAGUCAAUGUAGCACGUCAGACCUGCGGUACGACCAUUCCUCACAUGUAUUCCACACUCCAUUAUGGAUUACUACAUAAGUUCAUGCAUGCUUGGAUACUUCGCUCUAUGAUUGCAAUUCGGG
Molecule: messenger RNA, 499 nt
Organism: Trematosphaeria pertusa
Lineage: Eukaryota; Fungi; Ascomycota; Dothideomycetes; Pleosporales; Trematosphaeriaceae
Product: vacuolar ATPase assembly integral membrane protein VMA21
Exons: 3
Coding region: 65-388 (107 amino acids)
Biological process (GO): vacuolar proton-transporting V-type ATPase complex assembly
Cellular component (GO): endoplasmic reticulum membrane
Source: RefSeq, a predicted model, not a curated record